This is a messenger RNA of Acaulospora colombiana, 416 nucleotides long. The record is from the annotation of a GenBank genome assembly. NCBI's taxonomy places the organism in Eukaryota, Fungi, Glomeromycota, Glomeromycetes, Diversisporales, Acaulosporaceae.
GUCGUAUAAUUAACAGGUGUCCAGUAUACACUUCGACUUUGCGGCUCGACUACGUAGCCCGUAAUCCGACGAAUACAACCAGAUUAGAAGAAACAACCACAUACGAGACCAUUCAUCGGGAUUACUUGCAAAUUGGUGAUAGAUACAACAUGUUCUCGCUACCAAAGCUACCUACACAGCUACCAAACGCAUUUGGGCUUCUAGGAGAUGAUGCGAAAUUGACUUUUCGAACGAGUCCCAAUGGGAUUAGAAGACUUGCUGAAGAGAAGAAUAUUCCGCCUUCCGAUGAGACAUAUUGGUCUCAAUACAUUACCCUCUUCGACUCUGCAAGUGACGUGUUCACUUUGAUCAGUCCAAACGAUGGUGUGUACAGACCGACGGCUCCUGUUAAUUUGGCGUCUAAUGGCCACUUCUGA